Megalops cyprinoides (Indo-Pacific tarpon) is the source of this 1250-nucleotide messenger RNA. Its product is annotated as mothers against decapentaplegic homolog 4-like. The record is from RefSeq and is a predicted model, not a curated record. Gene Ontology annotation, cellular component: heteromeric SMAD protein complex. NCBI's taxonomy places the organism in Eukaryota, Metazoa, Chordata, Actinopteri, Elopiformes, Megalopidae. The transcript has 5 exons. Gene Ontology annotation, biological process: cell differentiation; transforming growth factor beta receptor signaling pathway; regulation of transcription by RNA polymerase II. Gene Ontology annotation, molecular function: I-SMAD binding; RNA polymerase II cis-regulatory region sequence-specific DNA binding; DNA-binding transcription factor activity, RNA polymerase II-specific. Bases 337 to 831 code for a protein of 164 amino acids.
UUCUGAACCGGUCCCCCUGAAGAUGUGAGUUUAACACCACUGCACUACACAAAGAAACAAACUUUGUGGUAUCGUGCACUACAAUGCCACAUUCUCCAUUCUUCCCCCUCCACUUCACUGUGCUGUCUCUGGGGUAUCCCUCAAAUGACAGGUGGGGCUAAGGAGUGACACACCCUCACACCAGGAUACUUUGGUUGCGCUGUCUCUCUAGCAAGAGUUUGAAAGGUACAAGCAAAAUAUUAUAAAGGUCAGCUUCCUCAGUAUAAGAAGAAUCGUCAGGAUAAGCCCCCUUGAGAGAAUCCAACAAAGUGUUAACCCCAACCUGCAACCCUCAAGAUGUCGAUAAGCAGCAUGCCAUUAAGCAACGAAGCCUGCGCCAGCAUUGUGCAGAGCCUGAUGUGCUACCAGCAGGGCGGCGACAGUGAGACUUAUGCAAAACGGGCCAUUGAGAGUCUGGUAAGGAAGCUGAGGAAGAAGAAGGAGGAGCUGGAUUCCCUUGUCACAGCUGUCACCACUAAUGGUGCACACCCCAGCAAGUGCGUCACCAUCCAGCGCAACUUUGAUAGCCGUGUGCAGGUGGAUGGGCGUAAAGGUUAUCCCCAUAUUAUCUAUGCACGGCUGUGGAGAUGGCCCGACCUGCACAAAAAUGAGCUGAAGCACAUGAAGUACUGCCAGUUUGCCUUCGAUCUGAAGCGCGACAGUGUGUGCGUGAACCCAUACCACUACGAGAGGGUGUUGUCUCAAAUUGACUUAUCUGAACUGUCGCUGACCAGCUCUGCUUCCACACGAAUGGUAAAAGAUGAAUAUGAAGGAUUUGAUGAUUACCAGUAAUUCUUUGGACGAAGGUUUUAUACACAGGAAGCAGUGAAGGCGGUGACAGCAAGGUAUGAGUGACACUGGUGACCAGGCUAGCGCUGACCCAGAAGCACUGCUGAAGGAAGCUGUUCUGGAGCUCAAAGCAUGCACACCGGGGGACUGUGGGACAUUGCUGGGCGAGGGCGCCGCUGCGGACCUGUCAGGGGAAGGGAAGGGAAGACUCGGUGGGGAUGAUGGUACGCAAGGCUAUCCUAGGGGCACCACAGGGCACCGGGAUGGAGGUCACGCUCUCUGAGGAUUCCCGCUGUCCAACCCCAUCAAGAAGCUCUCCUGAGAGCUGGCUGUCUGUCUUUCAAGGAGCAUGGACGGUCAAAUCAACUUUUACCCACCCUUAACUAACAAACUACUCACAAGUUCUGUAUGGAUUGAUCUAC